Messenger RNA from Mesitornis unicolor (brown roatelo), 2196 nucleotides. RefSeq names its product zinc finger protein 598 (gene ZNF598). The record is from RefSeq and is a predicted model, not a curated record. Gene Ontology annotation, biological process: rescue of stalled cytosolic ribosome; protein ubiquitination. Lineage: Eukaryota; Metazoa; Chordata; Aves; Mesitornithiformes; Mesitornithidae. The transcript is spliced from 9 exons. Gene Ontology annotation, molecular function: ribosome binding; ubiquitin protein ligase activity. The annotation marks the transcript as partial.
AUUUUUACCUAUGAGAGGAAGUGGUAUUCUCGUAAGGACCUCGCCCGUCAUCGAAUCCACGGGGAUCCCGAUGACACCUCCCAUCGUGGGCAUCCCCUGUGUAAAUUCUGCGACGAGCGUUACUUGGACAACGACGAGUUACUGAAACACCUCAGACGGGAUCAUUAUUUUUGCCAUUUCUGUGACUCCGAUGGUGCUCAGGAAUACUACAGCGACUACGAAUACCUUCGGGAACACUUCCGCGAGAAGCACUUCCUUUGCGAAGAGGGACGGUGCAGCACGGAGCAGUUUACCCACGCUUUUCGCACGGAAAUAGAUUAUAAAGCCCACAAAACGGCCUGCCACAGCAAGAACAGGGCGGAGGCCAGGCAGAACCGGCAGAUCGACCUUCAGUUCAACUACGCUCCCAGGCACCAGAGGAGGAACGAGGGUGUUAUAGGUGGAGAGGACUACGAAGAAGUGGACAGGUACAACAGGCAGGGCAGGGCGGGCAGACUGGGCGGCCGAGGAAGCCAGCAAAACCGAAGAGGCAGCUGGAGAUACAAGAGGGAAGAAGAAGACAGAGACGUUGCAGCAGCAGUCAGGGCGUCCGUAGCAGCCAAACGACAAGAGGAGAAGAAACGGGUCGAGGACAAAGAGGACAGCAGCAGCAGAGGUAAAAAGGAGGACUUGAGGGAUCCCGAAGUGCUCAGCUCCAAACGCGUGCCAAAGUCUUCAAAUGAUGCUGCAGAAGCAGCUGCCAAUGGUGCUCUAAGCCAAGAUGACUUUCCAGCAAUCUGUUCAGCAGCGGGACCUCUGCAGGGCUCUGCCCAGCCAGCAGCCGUUAAGCUUAAAGAAGAAGAUUUCCCCAGCUUGUCGUCCUCUGCAGCCCCCACCAUCUCUGCUGGGAUGGCUUUGACCUACACAGCGACUGCAAAGAAAACGGCUUUCCAAGAGGAGGAUUUCCCAGCUCUGGUGUCCAAAAUGAGGCCUAACAAUAAAACGGUGACCAACAUCACGUCUGCGUGGAACAGCGGUUCCAGUAAAAGUGUGGUCAAAGCCAUGAGCAACCCCUGCGUAAACCAGGUAGCCAAAAAACCAUCCUUGAACAGCACUAAAGGAAGCAAGAAGAGCAAUAAACUCUCUCAGUCGGACGAUGAGGACAGCGGCAGCGGCUUGACCACCCAGGAGAUCAGAAACGCGCCGACGAUGUUUGACGUCUCGUCCUUGCUGGCGGCUUCUACCUCACAAACUUUUAUGAAAGUGAGCAAGAAAAAGAAGACGGGGGUUGAGAAGCAGAGGCCGUCGUCCCCGCACCCCUUGCAGGAGGCGACGUUUCCCAGGCUGUCGACCGAAAAGCCGCUGCCGGACGUGGAGCAGGCACCGAACGCGUCCUCUGCUCCUCACGCCCCUGACAGAUCCGCAGCCGUGGUGAACGGCCAUUCGGAAAAGUCCUUAGGGAUCUGCACUACACCCAAAGAGCCCCCCGGCCUUAAAAAGCCCGCAGGGACUAACAAGUGCCCUUUACCUCAGGAAGACUUCCCAGCCCUUGGGAGCUCAGGAUCGGCUCGAAUGCCCCCGCCACCAGGCUUUAACACCGUGGUGCUGCUGAAGGGUCCUCCCCCGCCGCCGGGGCUGGCGGUGCCCCUCGGCAAACCCCCGCCAGGCUUCGCUGUUAUCCCAGCCACCAACGUCUCCGAACCCGUCACCACCUCUUUGAAAGAGCCAAAAUCCUCUCACGGAUCCUACUUGAUACCUGAAAACUUCCAGAAGAGGAACAUCGAGCUGAUACAAUCUAUUAAAGAGUUUCUUCAAAGCGAUGAGUCCAAGUUCAAUAAAUUUAAAACUCAUUCUGGGCAAUUCAGACAGGGUCUGAUUUCCGCAGCACAGUAUUACAAAAGCUGCCGAGAGCUGCUUGGAGAGAACUUCAAGAAGAUCUUCAACGAGCUGCUGGUGUUGUUGCCGGACACGGUUAAACAACAAGAACUCCUCUCCGCUCACAACGACUUCCGAAUCCGAGAGAAGCAAAGCUCCAACAAACCCAAAAAGAACAAAAAGAACGCUUGGCAGACGGACUCCAGCUCCGACCUCGACUGCUGCAUCUGCCCCACGUGUAAGCAGGUGCUGACCCAGCAGGACGUGGUCACCCACAAAGCUUUGCAUAUCGAGGACGAGGAGUUCCCCUCCCUGCAGGCCAUCAGCAGGAUCAUCAGCUAG